AUGCCCCACUUUUUCUUUCUUUCUUUUCACCUUUCUUUAUUUCUGAAUAUGUCCAAUUCUUUCUUUCUUUCUUUUUUUCUUUCGUUCUUUUUUCUUUCUUUUAAAAUAUUUUACUUUUCUUUCUUGCUUUCUACAUCUCUUUCUCCCCCUUUAUUUUUUAUCUCUUCAUCUCUUUUUCUCCCUUACUUACUUAUCUCACAUCUUUCUCUUCCUCUCUCACUUAACACACCAUCUCUUCCUUCCCCCUUAUUUCUUAUCUCACAUCUCUUUCUCUUCCUCUCUCUCUUAGCACACCCUCUCUUCCUUCCCCUUAUUUCUUAUCUCACAUCUCUCUCUUCCUCUCUCUUAGCACACCCUCUCUUCCUUCCCCUUAUUUCUUAUCUCACAUCUCUUUCUCUUCCUCUCUCUCUUAGCACCCUCUCUUCCUUCCCCCUUAUUUCUUAUCUCACAUCUCUUUCUCUUCCUCUCUCUCUCAUGCUUCCCUCUCUUCCUUCCCCUUAUUUCUUAUCUCACAUCUCUUUCUCUUCCUCUCUCUCUCUUAGCACACCCUCUCUUCCUUCCCCCUUAUUUCUUAUCUCACAUCUCUUUCUCUUCCUCUCUCUCUCUUAG
This is a messenger RNA of Acanthosepion pharaonis, 609 nucleotides long. The record is from the annotation of a GenBank genome assembly. Lineage: Eukaryota; Metazoa; Mollusca; Cephalopoda; Sepiida; Sepiidae.